Necator americanus (New World hookworm) is the source of this 633-nucleotide messenger RNA. RefSeq lists its product as uncharacterized. The coding region runs from base 1 to 633 and encodes 210 amino acids. The record is from RefSeq and is a predicted model, not a curated record. The transcript has 2 exons. Lineage: Eukaryota; Metazoa; Nematoda; Chromadorea; Rhabditida; Ancylostomatidae.
AUGAUUAAUGCAGAAGAAAAUUCCGCCAACGUGUGUCUAUUCAUGUUGGAGUACGACGAUGCAAGGGAAACGCUCCCGGUUCUAUUGCCGCAGAAGAAGUUUGCCUUUGCAUCUGCGGAAACAAAAUCCACAUACAAUUCUGUAUGUGUCGCGCGCAGCGCUGGUGACUUCAACCAGGAAAAGCGUCUUAGAAGGAAGCUGCGUCGACAACUGCAACAAGACCGCGAUAACGAGUGGACGUCAAGAGCGAUGGAGUUUGAGAAGGCGUGGGAGGACAGGAACCCGCGGAAAGCCUGUGCUCUACUAAAACAGUAUAGCGGCAAAAUUAAAAGAUGUUUCCCUGUCUUGAACACUGCCAAUGGUGUAGUCGUCGGUAAAGCAACCCUUCCAAUUUGUAAGGAACACUUCAAGACCUUGCUGAACUGGCUAGCACCAUCAGCCCCUGAACUCGAACACGUUCAUAGACCGACGUACGCGGUUAACGAGGAGCCACCGACCGUGUCGGAGGUCCUGGUCUGUAUUCAAAAAAUGAAGAACGGAAAAUCUGGCGGAGACGACGGGAUUAGCGCAGAAAUGCUAAAAUAUCUUCCUCCGUCUGGGAUUCGUGAGAUGACACCCGUUCAAUAUGGAUAG